Habropoda laboriosa is the source of this 1642-nucleotide messenger RNA. Its product is annotated as palmitoyltransferase ZDHHC15-like. Lineage: Eukaryota; Metazoa; Arthropoda; Insecta; Hymenoptera; Apidae. Gene Ontology annotation, molecular function: protein-cysteine S-palmitoyltransferase activity. Gene Ontology annotation, biological process: protein targeting to membrane; synaptic vesicle maturation; peptidyl-L-cysteine S-palmitoylation. Bases 557 to 1642 code for a protein of 361 amino acids. The transcript is spliced from 9 exons. The record is from RefSeq and is a predicted model, not a curated record. Gene Ontology annotation, cellular component: endoplasmic reticulum; Golgi apparatus.
CUUUUAAAUUGGCUGCUUAGGUAUGCGUAACUCAAUUUUUUAGAGUUUUAUAGUAAUAAUGAAAAAUAAGAAGAUAGUAUCGAUAUAAUUUUGUAACUAAUUUUUAUUAUAAAAAUCUGUCAAUGAAAAUUGUCCACAUCUUUUGCCGAGUUUCUGGAAACACCAUAGCUUAAUGAGAACUGAUGAAAUUACAUUUUGCACGGACUUUAUCUUGUUGAAAUCAUAAAGCAUAGAUUUGUUAACUAAAUUGAAGCUAUUUUAGUGUAUCUACCUUAACUGGUGGUGGUAUGGAAAGGACGGUUACAGUUAAGUGUCGUUUCUGUAAAAAAAAAUAGUUUCUAUUGUGUAUAGUUCAUAAAUAUCGACAUUCGUAAUGUCGAUGACAAAAGGGAAGUAGUAAGAACAAGAUAACAUUCGGCUUCUUAUUGUAAGAUGGUUUCUUAUAACGGAGAAACCUAUGAGUUUGUGUAUACGCUUCAUGCAAGGUGUCUGCAAUGGUGUAUCGGUUUAAUAAUGGGAAAAGUAAUGUUUACAUGAAUAAUAUAAUCGUGCACACAUGUAUAUUUGUAACACAGUGAAUAGAAUGGGAAAGCAAAACGGAUCUUGUUGGUGGUUUAUGAAAGCCAUAAAAUGGAUACCAGUUAUAUUCAUCUUGUUGAUUGUCUCGUGGUCGUAUUAUGCUUAUGUGGUGCAGUUAUGUUUUUAUACAGUAGAUAAUUAUGUUCAAAAAGCUUUUUAUUUGUUUUUUUAUCAUGUCUUGUUUCUACUAUUUUUAUGGUCCUACUGGCAAACUGUAUUUACAGACUUAAUAGAAAUACCAGACAAGUUUAGAAUACCAAAUGUAGAAAUGGAAAAAUUUCAACAAGCUGAAACAGAAGAAGCACAGAGACAAAUCUUAGAGAGAUUUGCACAACAUCUUCCACUUACAAAUCGCACUAUAAAUGGAGGUAUUUGUGAGAAAUGUCAGUUAAUCAAGCCAGAUCGAACACACCAUUGUGGUAUGUGUAGUACAUGUGUUUUAAAAAUGGAUCACCAUUGUCCAUGGGUGAAUAAUUGUGUAGGUUUUCACAAUUAUAAAUUCUUCAUAUUGUUCCUGGGAUAUGCCCUUCUUUAUUGUAUAUUUAUCACUGCUACAUCUUUACAAUUCUUUAUACGUUGUUGGAAAAGAGAAUUGGAUGGGCAUGGAAUGGGCAAAUUUCAUCUACUAUUCUUAUUCUUUGUCGCCUUAAUGUUUGCAAUUACUUUAAAUUCCCUUUUCUUUUAUCACUGCUACCUUGUUUUACAUAAUAGGUCUACUUUAGAGGCAUUUACACCACCUAUGUUCCGCACAGGAAAGGAUAAAGAUGGUUUUAGUCUUGGAAAGUACAAUAAUUUCCAAGAAGUAUUUGGUGAUAAUCCUAAACUAUGGUUCCUUCCUGUUUUUACUAGUCUUGGAAACGGUGUCACCUAUCCGGUACGUGCGCAACAUCAAGGCACACCCAAUACUUACGACUCCAUGGGCAGUACUCGAAACAGGUCCGCCAUUGAUCAAAUGACAUUGGUAGAAGAAGCUACAAUUUUGGCACUUGGCACUGGCACUGCUGUGAUAGGUCCUGCAGUAGAUGCCAAUCAACCACUGGUGGAUGCAACUGAAGUUGUUUGA